CCCACACCCCAGCGGAGCCGAGUCCGGGAGGGACGCAUCACACCAGCUCUCUCCGCCGACCCCCAACCCCCGCCCCGCCCAUGGCCGCGCCGGGACCCCGCGCCUUACGGGCCGCGCUCUGUGGCGGCUGCUGCUGCCUCCUCCUGUGUGCCCAGCUCGCUGUGGCUGGUGUGUAGUGGGGCUUAGCGGAUCCAGGUAAAGGAGCUCGAGGCUUUGGGCGGGGAGCCCUGCUCCGCAUGAACAUCUGGCCAGCUGUCCCGGGGGCCUGCAAACAGUUCAAGCUCUGUGAGCAUUGUGUGGAGGGGCACAAAGCACACAACCUCUCUGGCUGCGUGUGGGAGCAGUGUCAGCCAGAGGAGCCAGGACACUGUGUGGCCCGAGCUGAGGUGGUCAAGGAAGGUUGCUCUGUCUACAACCGCUCAGAGUCGUGUCCAGCUGCCCACCACCACCCCACCUAUGAACCAAAGACAGUCACAACAGGGCUAGGAUCCUGGUCCACAGUGGCCUGCUAUGACCUGCACCCUGCAGGGAGCCCCCCAGUCCCUGAAGCCCACGGCCCUGGCUUUGAUGGGGCCAGCUUCAUUGGGGGCGUCGUGCUCGUGCUGAGCCUGCAGGCAGCGGCCUUCUUCGUCUUGCGCUUCCUCAAGGCCAAGGACAGCACCUACCAGACACUAAUCUGACCCCCUUCAGGCCUGGAUUCCACACUGAGGGGAAGGAGGACGAAGAGGCUGCCCUCUCGGCCCCCUUGUAGGUGCCGGGGUGGGAAAAACUUUGGCCACCGAUUUCUGGCCCCUGUGGGCAUUAAGCAGGCUCAGUGCCUGGCAGCUGACAUCCCCUCCUGUCCCGGGCCUGGUACCUGCAGCUGAGAGCAUCCUUCAACCACCUCGCGUCUUAUCCAUUAUCCCUGUGGGCCCCCUGCCUGGCACGGGGUCUGUGCCUGCCUCUUCCCACCCACCUGGCACUGCCCCCAAAUAAAGGAAUUCUUUCCAGCACUGUGCUUCA
This is a messenger RNA of Felis catus (domestic cat), 1002 nucleotides long. It is a transcript of the gene CD164L2, whose product is annotated as CD164 molecule like 2. NCBI's taxonomy places the organism in Eukaryota, Metazoa, Chordata, Mammalia, Carnivora, Felidae. The transcript has 7 exons. The record is from RefSeq and is a predicted model, not a curated record. Gene Ontology annotation, cellular component: cytoplasmic vesicle. The coding region runs from base 237 to 680 and encodes 147 amino acids.